AUGACUCUUGAGGCAAUAUAUCAGCAAGACCCGUUUAUGUAUGGUUACAGGGAUUAUGGUUACAAUAUGGGUUUUGCCGGAUACCAUGAAAACAACCUGCCGGAGGAGGAUAACGGCCAGCCGGUCAACAACGCCGGGAACUGGGACUCGCCGCCGACGACACACAACAGCAGCUCCUCGUCGGAGGGGACCUGCGGCGGAGGGGACGGGUUCUUCGGCGGCGCCGGAGGGGAGGUCAUGUACGAGGCGCCGGGGGCGGAGGCGGCCGGAGGCGCGCGGCGGAAGAGGCGGCGGGCGAAGGCGGUGAAGAACAAGGAGGAGAUGGAGAACCAGAGGAUGACCCAUAUUGCAGUCGAGAGGAACCGCAGGAGGCAGAUGAACGAUUACCUGGCCGUGCUCCGGUCGCUCAUGCCGCCGUCUUAUGCUCAGAGGGGUGAUCAAGCGUCCAUCGUCGGUGGCGCCAUAAACUUCACCAAGGAGCUGGAGCAACUGCUCCAAUUCCUUGAGGCCCACAAGUUGACCGGUCAACACCCGAGGAUGGUCAACGCCGCAUCGUCCAUGUUCUCCAACUUCUUCACCUUCCCGCAGUACUCGAUGAGCCAGCCGUCGGCCGCCGCCUCCGCCGCCGAGGGCGCGGUGGAGAAGCGGUCGGGGGUGGCGGACAUCGAGGUAUCGAUGGUGGAGAGCCACGCGAACGUGAAGAUCCUGUCGAGAAGGCGACCCAAACAGCUCCUUAAGAUGGUCGCCGGAUUUCAGUCCCUCAGCCUCACCAUUCUUCACCUCAACAUCACCACCGUUGACCAGUGCAUGCUCUACUCCUUCAGCGUCAAGGUUGAGGAUGAGUGCCAAUUGACUACAGUGAACGAGAUCGCCACGGCGGUGCACGAGAUGAUGGAGAUGAUCCAAAGAGAGUACCAAUCCAACGGCGGACACGCCGCCACAUGA
Striga hermonthica is the source of this 945-nucleotide messenger RNA. NCBI's taxonomy places the organism in Eukaryota, Viridiplantae, Streptophyta, Magnoliopsida, Lamiales, Orobanchaceae. The record is from the annotation of a GenBank genome assembly.